CUUGACAUCCUCCCGACCAUCGGGGAAGGGAUGGAGUGAGAGAGAUGCAGAGAGAGAGAGCGAACGAGAGAGAGAAUAAAGAACUUUGUUACCAGGCGCAGCAGCAUCAGCGUCUGCACAGCGUGUCAAAAGAGAAGCAUUUACAGUCAAUCAGCAUUUUUUUUUCUCUUUUUUACUAUUUUCUUCCCGGACAACCGAGGAGUGUUCAAAGUGGCUUUUUUUUUUGUAGUUUUUUUUUUUGACAGAUGAGACAUAAAAGACAUGCUGAGAGAGAGUCUGUGUUUCAAUCCAUGUUGGGUGUGAGAUGACAUUGAGGAUACUUUAGUGGGAAAAUGCAUCUUUGGCUCUCUUGUGUGCUGCUGAGUGCAGCCUCUGUGUGCACGGUCGGAAUGUCUUACGGAGGAGGACUAUGUGAAAGACUGUGUGCAUGCGAGGAAAAAGAGGGAGUACUCACGGUGAGCUGUGAAAAUAAGGGAAUCGGGAGUAUCUCUGAAAUCAACCCGCUCAACUUCCCACAGUAUCAUUUGCUGCUCACUGGGAAUUUUUUAAGGAAGCUCGCCGCUAAUGAUUUCGUCGACUAUCGAGGACUCACGAUAUUACAUCUGGGGAAUAACGAGAUAUCCCUGAUUGAAGCCGGAGCUUUCACAGGACUUCAGGGAUUAAAACGAUUACAUCUCAACAGUAAUAAAAUUGAUGCCUUGAAGGAGGAGCUUUUCUGGGGCCUGGAAAGUCUGGAGUAUCUGCAGCUUGAUUAUAAUUACAUCACUCAAGUGGCGCCCGACGCCCUCGGCCGACUUCGACACCUGGAGGUGUUGAUUCUCAACGACAACUUGAUAUCCACUCUGCCUGUGAACAUCUUCCAGCAUGUACCGCUGACUCAUCUGGACUUGAGGGGGAAUCAGCUGAAAGUGCUUCCUUACUCGGGUCUGCUGGAGCACAUGAACGGCGUCGUGGAGCUGCAGCUGGAGGAGAAUCCGUGGAACUGUUCCUGUGACUUGAUCGCACUCAAGACGUGGCUGGAGAGCAUAUCGUACGCGGCGUUGGUCGGAGACGUUGUUUGCGAGUUCCCCUUCCGCCUCCACGGGAGGGAUCUUGACGAGGUGUCAAAGCAAGAGCUGUGCCCCAGGAGAGCCAUCGCCGAGUACGAGAUGCCGCCGUUGCCGCAUUUGAACCCAGACGCCUACUACAGGAGCACGCCGGCUAUCGCCACGUCGUCCUUAACCUCAUCCGGUAUCGCAAGGUCAUCGUCAAGACCCACCAAAGGACCUCGGCAGUCGGGGAAAUUAAAAUCAAGACCGACUCCUCGCCUGGCCGCGAACAAACCUCAGAAUUACGGUCAAAUUAUUUCAUAUCAAACCAAAUCCCCCGUGCCUUUGGACUGCCCGUCUGCCUGCACUUGCAACCUCCAGAUUUCAGACCUCGGACUCAAUGUCAACUGCCAGGAACGAAAAAUCGAGCACAUUUCCGAUUUAGAUCCCAAACCCUACAAUCCUAAAAAGAUGUAUCUCACGGGGAAUUAUAUCCCUGUGGUGCGGAGAACAGAUUUCAUUGAGGCAACCGGAUUAGAUUUGCUUCAUCUGGGGAACAAUCGGAUCGCUGAAAUCCACCAGAAAGCUUUUGCUGAUUUGACUCAUCUCAGGAGACUCUACCUUAAUGGGAAUUUGAUAGACCACCUAACGGAGGAUAUGUUCUGCGGACUGGAGAGUUUACAGUUCUUGUAUUUAGAAUACAACGUGAUCAAGGAGGUUGCGGCGGACACCUUCCAGCACGUCCCCAAACUCCAGCUUCUGUUUUUGAACAACAACCUCUUGAAAACGUUACCGGUGGGAGCGUUUAGCGGUCUCACGUUGGCCAGGCUCAAUCUUCGCAGCAACCAUCUGCGGUAUCUGCCGGUCGGCGGCGUCAUCGAUCAACUGACGGCGUUGGUGCAAGUGGAUUUGUACGAAAACCCCUGGGAUUGUUCGUGUAGCAUUCUGGACUUGAAGAUGUGGCUGGAACAGCUCAGCACCGGCACCGUCGUAAACAACGUCAUCUGUGGCUCGCCCAAAAGACUCGCCGGGGAAGAUAUGCGCUACAUUAAAACGGCGAAUUUCUGCCCGAAUAACACGGCUACACCGCCGUCGAUGAUACCACCUUCGGAGGAAUCCUUCCCCGGUAGCACCAUUACCAUCGAAACGCCGCUGGACUCCGACACACAAUACGGUGCUAUCCCGUUAUCGGUGAUGAUCCUUGCACUUCUGUUAAUGUUCAUUGUAUCGGUUUUCGUGGCCGCAGGAUUGUUCGUAACAAUCAGGAAGAGACACCAAAAAAGCCAAAAGGAGCACAACAACUCCAUGAAUGCUUGCAUCAGUUCUCUAAACAUGGAGUACGGACUGUACAAAAAAGGAACCAUCCCAAAGGUCAGGACAUCUGCUGGACAUGUGUAUGAGUAUAUUCCACCCCCAACGGAACAAACGUGCAGAACUACAGGCCAAACGUCCGCAGAUUGCAAAUCAGUGGAAGGAUUUCGGGAUUUCGACGAGCUGAGCGGCCCCUUUCUGGGCAACUCCGAUGAAGAAGCAGCUAGUAAUGUAAUAGGCUCUGAAUACAGCACCACUACCCCCGAGCCUCUCAAUAAGCCUUCAACGUUACACCAAGAUGAUCAGUCGUACUACCGAGAAGUACUCAAUCAGGACCAGAACCCACGAUACAGCAAUACAUUACCAUGCCGGCACACCACACGUGCGUCCAAUCAGUACGCGUCGGACUUUGACGCAAGGCAUCAGUACGUACAUCCCGACAGAGUACAACAGACAAUACUGUACUGCACGGCGCCAAGUACUGUUUAUGUGGAGCCAAACAGGAGCGAGUAUUGGGAACUGAAAGCUAAGCUUCACAUUGAUCCGGAUUACCUUGAGGUGCUUGAGAAAAGAACAACAUUUACUCAGUUUUAAGUCAGCGCCAUCAGUCAGUCAGUGGCAAAGAUACAGUAAAUCAGGAAUUUGAUCGUUCUGCAAAAACAGGUUUAUAGCGUCAUCGUGAGUAUAAUGGAUUGGGAAAAAGUGACAUUUACCGCUGCAUGUCAGGCUAUCCAAUCACGAGUGGUUUCACUCAAAUUGGGGGAACACUGAGAUGUGAUCAAUAUAUUUGGAAAAUAUCGCUUUGGGUGAUGUCAGUGCAACUGUUUUCGUACUAUACUAUAUGAAGCACUUCAUUUUGUCAUUGUAUGCAUUCUUGUAUGUUUCAACACUACAGCUUGGUAUCAGUACAAUUUAGUAGGAUUUUAUACUAAAGUUUCUAAAUUAUACUAAAUUUUCACAUCUGAACAGAAAAUGACAAAAUUACUUUUGGAGCUGUUUUAAUCGAAACGCUGAAAAAAAAUUUAUGACAACAAUGUUUGGUGGUCAAGUGGUUAGCGCGCAGGCCUCACAGCUAGGAGACCGGGGUUCAAUUCCACCCUCGGGUAUCUCUGUGUGGAGUUUGCAUGUUCUCCCCCGUGCAUGCGUGGGUUUCCUCCCACAUUCCAAAAAACAUGCUAGGUUAAUUAGCGACUCCAAAUUGUCCAUAGGUAUGAAUGUGAGUGUGAAUGGUUGUUUGUCUAUAUGUGCCCUGUGAUUGGCUGGCGACCAAUCCAAGGUGUACCCUGCCUCUGGCCCAAAAAGACAAAAAUAUGUGGGAAUGCAUAAAAGUAAUUAGUAAUUAGCGAUGUGCUGACAAUAAUGAUUGUGAGAAUGAUAAUGCGGUUGCACGGUGGUCUAGUGGUUAGCGCGCAGACCUCACAGCUAGGAGACCGGGGUUCAAUUCCACCCUCGGGUAUCUCUAUGUGGAGUUUGCAUGUUCUCCCGGUGCAUGCGUGGAUUUUCUCCGGGUACUCCGGUUUCCUCCCACAUUCCAAAAACAUGCUAGGUUAAUUAGCCACUCCAAAUUAUCCAUAAGUAUGAAUGUGAGUGUGAAUGGUUGUUUGUCUAUAUGUGCCCUGUGAUUGGCUGGCCACCAGUCCAGGGUGUACCCGGGUAUUCCGGUUUCCUCCCACAUUCCAAAAACAUGCUAGGUUAAUUAGCGACACCAAAUUGUCCAUAGGUAUGAAUGUGAGUGUGAAUGGUUGUUUGUCUAUAUGUGUCCUGUGAUUGGCUGGCCACCAGUCCAGGGUGUACCGCCUCUUGCCCGAAGACAAUUAUUUGGAUUUUUUUUUUUGUGUUGGUUAUAUCUUAUUUGAAAGCCCGUAACUAUAAACGUAAUAUUUCUAUUGUCCCUUCCUUUACCGGAGUAUUAAUAUUUCAAACUCUAGAACAUUUUUAUUUUUCAACAAGGCCACAACAUGCACUUGUUUGAAUAUGGAGCAGUCACGCCAGAUCACCUGAGGGCUAAAAACGUUACGAAUCCACUUGGACAGGACGACCCGAGACGCAUGCUAAUGUUGCUUCGGUCGAGCUUGAAGUCAGCAUGUAUGCGCUGCUUAAACAGCUCCAAUUAAAUGUGUAAAUAAGAACAAUCAAGCAGAAAGUCAGCACCCCCUCGCCCCCCCGCCCCCCGCCCCCACCCGCGAUGACUCAUCUUUUCAUAAGAUGCACCCUCGAGCUAUUCCAUUUGCAAUAAUGUGAGUUUUAACUCUCAAAUUAGCUGCAUUUCAUUAGUGCUAAUCAGCCGUGAAGAUGAUAUGUUCCAUUUUUUUAAAAAUAAGCAACAAAUAUUUACCACCGGCUCUUUCAUAAUACAGUAAACCUCGGAUAUAUCGGAGUCGGAUAUAUCGGAAAUUCGCUCACAAGGGACAGAUAAAAAAGAACCGAUUUUUCUGUAAUGCAUUUCCAAUAAAAAUUCAUUGCAUAUAUCGCAUUUUUUUAUAACGGAUUUCGCGUAUUUGGGACAAAAUCUCCAGUCCCGUUCCAAUGCAUUUCCAUGAAAUUUCCCUCGCAUAUAUCGGAUGGCCGCAUCGUGGCGCUCCGAUUCGCCGAAUCGUGACAGGCCGCUAUACGACGUCAUUUGCAGCGUUUGCAGCGUUGUCCAGGUACAUUGGAAACAUAGUCAAGGAAGUGCCUUUUUAUAACGGAUAAAAUCCCAUUUACGCAUAUACCGGAUAUAUAUCCGAUAUAUGCGUAAAACGGACAUUUUCCGGUAUACGCAUAUAACGGAUUUCGCUUAUAUCGGACAAAACCAGUGGGAACAAUUGAAUCCGAUAUAUCCGAGGUUUACUGUACAAAAAAAAAAUCAAUCUCCAAAAGUGCCCGUUUACGUUGACGUCUAUGUUACCCGAAUAUGACACAAAGUUAAAACGUUGAACAACAAACAAUGACAGAUGACCAAAAGCUUAGCGUUUGUGUGUUGCGUCGCCUGCAGAUUGAGAGAGAAAAUUAAACUUUUGCUUGCAGGAUAAUCUGCCACAAACCGUGGUGUUGCCCCAAAGCUUUCCCACAGUGGAUUAUGGACCAUUUUCAAUUGAGUCAUGCUGUAAAUGUACUCUAAAAUAGAAAAAGGGUUAUGAUUAUGAACUGUGUUCACAUGCACCAAACAAAACAUCAACAUUGGGGCGUAUUACAAGAGCAAACACAUUCAUGUGAUAUAUAAAUAUAUAUAUAUAUCUAUGAAUAACAUACAAACAACAUAUGCAUCAAUUAAGGACUCCAUUGUGCUGCGUUCAUGACACAAAAGAUACACGGUAAUAAUCCCUUACCACUAUGCGCUGCAAACUGAAAAAAAAAUAUUAAUUCAUAAAUCAUGCUCGUUUCUUAGGGCUUAUUAUUAGUCCAAAAAAUACUAUGCAUAUUUAAGCCAAUUGUAUGUAUUGUUGGCCUAUAAACAAGAUCUAUACUAUUCUACAAUAAUUACUAUUAAAGAUUGUGGUGAGACACACAAGCACCAGACUUGAUCGCCGGAAUUCCGAAUAAAAAAAAAAAAUCCCCAAUUAAAACACGGGCUACUGUUGUGGCCAUAACUCAUACACCGCACCGAAACUCAACUCUAACCACCCGACGUCACUUCCUGUCCACAUCUCACUAACCCCCCCCCCCCCCCCCCCCCACCCCCCAUAAAGCACCGGAACACAUUCACAGCAACACACAAAGUCUUAUUUGUGUCUUAAAUGGCUUAUUUACUUUCAUUAUGUCAACCAUAUUGGGUAAUACAAGUGUAAAGGUGACUGUAGGGGUGUUAUUCCAUCUCGAGAGAGCUCUAAUAAUGUUACAAACCGGAUUUAGAAGGUUGUAAAAAUGUUUUUGCGUUAUGCAUUAUGUCAACCAUAUUGGGUAAUACAAGUGUAAAGGUGACUGUAGGGGUGUUAUUCCAUCUCGAGAGAGCUCUAAUAAUGUUACAAAUCGGAUUUAGAAGGUUGUAAAAAUGUUUUUGCGUUAUGCAUUAUGUCAACCAUAUUGAAUAAUACAAGUGUAAAGGUGACUGUAGGGGUGUUAUUCCAUUUCGAGAGAGCUCUAAUAAUGUUACGAACCGGAUUUAGAAGGUUGUAAAAAAGCUUUUGCAUUAUGCAUUAUGCAUUAUGCAUUAUGUCAACCAUAUUGGGUAAUACAAGUGUAAAGGUGACUGUAGGGGUGUUAUUCCAUCUCGAGAGAGCUCUAAUAAUGUUACAAACCGGAUUUAGAAGGUUGUAAAAAAGCUUUUGCAUUAUGCAUUAUGCAUUAUGUCAACCAUAUUGAGUAAUACGAGUGUAAAGGUGACUGUAGGGGUGUUAUUCCAUCUCAAGAGAGCUCUAAUAAUGUUACGAACCGGAUUUAGAAGGUUGCAAAAAAGGUUUUGCAUUAUGCAUUAUGUCAACCAUAUUGAGUAAUACAAGUGUAAAGGUGACUGUAGGGGUGUUAUUCCAUCUCGAGAGAGCUCUAAUAAUGUUACAAACUGGAUUUAGAAGGUUGUAAAAAAGGUUUUGCAUUAUGCAUUAUGUCAACCACAUGGGUUAAUACAAGUGUAAAGGUGACUGUAGGGGUGUUAUUCCACCUUGAGAGAGCUCUAAUAAUGUUACAAACAACAAUAAUAUUACAAACGACAAUGAGGAUACAAAAUGUCGUCUGUUGGGUUGAAAAUUUGGAUUAUUUUUAUAUUCUGCUAUAUUUUGAGAGCUUAUAUUUUUUUAAAAAAGCUUAUAAAAUAUACUUUUAAAGAGCACCCCCUCACACACAAACAGAAAGAGAGAUCAGAGCAGCGAGACAGCAAUUCCAGCGCAAUUAUUAAACAUUUAUUUAGCAUUUUUACACAGUCUCUGUUUUUGGUCCGCUUAGUGUUGACAUUUGAGCUCAAGUGAAGUGAACCGCACCAGAGUUUACUUGCAACAGGGCAAAUCCAUGUAAACUUUUAUAUGCGACUAUGACCUUGUCCUUUUGGCUUUCUUUUCGUAAACAAUGCACUUUUGACAUGUGAAAGUCGGCGAUGAUGUCACUUCCUUAAAUGUGCAGUACAUAUUAAUAUUAUGGAGGCACAAUAUAUAGCCAUAUAUACUCGACUUGGAACUGUACAAACUGACAAGCAUAUUAUCAUCCAUGAAGGAGUAUCAGGGCCCUGAAGAAACACCGCUAACUGUAUAAGCUAAAAUCAUAGAAUUAUGUUGAAAUAUUACAAAAUAUUACAAUACUACAAUGUCAUACUUAUAGGAUAAAAGGUUGUGAAUUUUACAGUUUCAGAGAAACAUCAGAAUAAAGUUGUAAUUUUACUGAAUGAAGUUGUAAUAUUCGAGACUUUCAUAAGUAGAACUGUCACGAUAAAAAGUUUGUACUUUGUACGACAAUAAAGCUGUAAUAUUACCACACAAGAGAUGUAAAUUUACAAGAUUAUUUUUUUAUAUUUAUUUUCAGUAGUUUUACUGGAAUAAAUAUUUUUGUGCAAUUGAAAAAAAAUGUUUAAUGUCCAAAUUACUGGCAACCAGUCUCUCGCUCUAAGUCAGCUGGGGUAGGCUCCAGCAUAUCCCUGCGAACUUAGUCUAAGUGACAUAAAAAAUAGAGCAAUUAUGAUUUUUGGGGGUCAUAUUAUUAUGUUCUCUUGUAAUACAAAAAUAAAGUUGUACGUUAACAGAAAAAAAGUGGGGAAAAAAAGUCAUAAUAUCACAAAAAAAAGAUAAAAUAGGAAAUAAAUAUUCACAUGUUGACAUGUUUAUUUAAAAAGAAUUUACCUCCCCACACAGUAAUUCGGGCGAGAGGCGGGGCUACACCCUGGACUGGUUGCCAGUAAUUUGGCGUAAAAAAAAAAAAUUGCACAAAAAAAUUUAUUCCAGUAAAACUACUGAAAAAAAAUAUACUAGCAUAUGUGGCGAUUUGUUGAUUUUUUUUUAUUUCUAUAUUUUAUUAUAUUCUUCAUAUUCUCCCAAUUCUUUGUCGAUAUUUUUUUGAAGGGAUGUGAAAAUACAGGAAAUUUUGUGGGAAUUAUUUAAACAGGAGGGUGAUGAAAAAGAAGCUGAAAUAGGCGGCCAUUUUAAUCAGAUAAUACGAGAAAAGGAUUCUAACAAUAACGAUUGUCUUGAAUAUUACAAGAAAAAAAAUGUGUCAUUUUAUGAACAUAAAUGUUCUCCAAAUGUAACGUAAUUGCUUUUUUUUGCACAAUCUCAGGAAAAAAAAAAACAUAAUUUUCACAAUAUUAAAAAAUAUGUCAUUUUCAACUUUAUUCUAAUACAAUUACAACUUUAUUCUUGAUACUUUGUGACAUCAUUUAAGGCCCUAAUACUACUUCUACUUCCGAAUUGACCGUAUUCAGUCGAAUAUACUUAGCUUUGUGCAACAUUAUGGAUAAAUCUUUAUAUUUGAAAAUGCAAAUACAAUAUAUUUGUGUUCAGGAUUAUGUCUGCAUUAUAAACACCUGACUCAUAUAAGAGUAUUUAUACUUCAUGCUGUAUAUUGAACUGAAAAGCACAACAAAUGAAUGCAGUUGUUGUCUUAAUAUGCAUACUGUGAUCUAUGCUCCAGAAACACAUUAUGCAGUCUAACAAGUGUCCGAGUGGAUAUUUUCAAUAAUUCCCCGAGACUGUAAUGCACAUUAUUUGCAGUAUUUAGCACUGAAGCUGUCGUCUUAAGUCAGCUAAUUAGAGGGCCAUGGCUAUAUGCGGACCUUGUGUGCAUGUUAGUCACCUCGUUGAAUGCCGUCUUGGUGUGGUGUGUUACCUUCUAAACGCAUUUUAACGUCCACUGAUCCACUCGUGAAGAAUUUUUUUUUUUUUAAAAUGUGUGUCCAAUUGUGUGCAAGCGUACUAAAUGCAAAGUAAAAGGAAAAGCGCUAUAAAUGGAUGGAAAAUCGCUCUUUAUGUUGAUGAUGUAAUGACAUCGCCCUCAGGAGACAAGGUACAUCCUGUAUAUCAUGAAUAAAUCUAUGUACGCUGUUUUUUUUUUUUUGUAUGCAGUUAAUAACCAUCAGCAGAUUUUAUAAUUUGGUAUGGGUGGUCAAAGUACUACAGCCACACUGGAUAACAAUAAAUACACAAAAAUGGCAGAAAUGUGGAUUUAUGAUGAAACAAAAGUGGGAAAAAAGGCAUAAUACUAUGCAAUAAUAUCAGUUAUUUUGUAAUAUUAUGCCUUUAUAUAUCCAUAAGGUUAGACUCUUUCCUAAAAAGUCAGAGCUCUACAAGCAGAAAUAAAUAUAACGAGAAAAAAGUUGUGUCGCAAUUGCAAAGAAAAUGUUCAUACUACAAAUUUCAUUCUGAAAAAAUUAUAAUAUAUUAUAUAAUAUAUUUUAUAACAUUACAUUUGAUAAUAUUAGGCUGUUUUUGUUGUAUUAUUUUUCAUGUAAUAUGAUUUUUUACCUUGAUAACAUGACUGUUUCUUCUUCUUUGUGACUGUAUUUUUGCAGUUUUUUUUUUCAAUGCAACACAACUUUAUUCGACUUUCUCAUAAUAACAUUAUGACUUUUUUUUUUCUCCAAAAACAUGCUAGGUUAAUUAGCGACUCCAAAUUGUCCAUAUGUAUGAAUGUGAGUGUGAAUGGUUGUUUGUCUAUAUGUGCCCUGUGAUUGGCUGGCCACCAGUCCAGGGUGUACCCCGCCUCUUGCUCGAAGACCGCUUGGAUAGGCUCCAGCACCCCCGCGACCCUCCUUAGGAUAAGCGGUAGAAAAUUAAUGAAUGAAUGAACAUUAUUAGAGACCUCUCAACAUGAAAUAACACCCCUAUAGUCACUUUUAUACACAUUUAUAGUAAACAUAACAGAAAUUAAUACAUAUAAGGCAUAAACAAUUAACACAUAAAUAAUAUUUUUUGGAAUGUUUAUGUUCGGUUCCUCCCACAUUCCAAAAACAUGCUAGGUUAAUUAGCGACUCCAAAUUGUCCAUAGGUAUGAAUGUGAGUGUGAAUGGUUGUUUGUCUUUAUGUGCCCUGUGAUUGGCUGGCCACCAGUCAAAUCUUGUUCAAUACUGAUAUUUAUUUGUAAAAAAAAAAAUCCAUAUUUUUGCAGAAAUUAAACAGCUGGGAUAGUCGCUAACUAACCUAGCAUGUUUUUGGAAUGUGGGAGGAAACCAAUCACAGGGCACAUAUAAACCCAGAGUACAUGCGCUGGUCUGAGUUGGACAACAAUGUGAGUAAAUUGCUGAAGUGACCAAACAGAUGACUGCUAUUGUCGUGCGUGGGAAGGUUUACUCUUGUUUCUCCAAUAUAGCUUUAAUAUUGUUUCUAUAGAUCGGUGGUUCCCAAACUUUUUUUUGCUUAUCCUCACGAGGGUCGUGGGGGUUGCUGGCCACCAGUCUAGGGUGUACCCCGCCUCUCGCCCGAAGACAGCUGUGAUAGGCUCCAGCACUUUGUUGCUAACUAACAAAGUUAUGCGAACACAAAAUAUAUUGUAGUUUAACAAUUGUGCUUCUAGGGCUGGGCUGCACGGUGGUCAAGUGGUUAGCGCGCAGGCCUCACAGCUAGGAGACCCAAGUUCAAUUCCACCCUCCAUCUUUGUGUGGAGUUUGCAAAAACAUGCUAGGUUAAUUAGCGACUCCAAAUUGUCCAUAGGUAUGAAUGUGAGUGUGAAUGGUUGUUUGUCUAUAUGUGCCCUGUGAUUGGCUGCAGAUUAGUCCAGAGUGUACACCGCCUUUUGCUCAAACUCAGCUGGGAUAGGCUCCAGCAUACCCGUGUCCCUACCAGGAUAUUUCUUGAAGUAUUAUGACGUAAUUCUUUGCUUCCAGUGCGGCACUAAUGCAUUAAGGUAGGAUACAAAUAUUGGUUGUAAAAGAACAAACAUAUUCUCUGUACUAAUUAAAUCUGUGUUUAUUUUGUUGGGGGGGGGGGAGCGUUGUCAGCAUAUCUCUGCAGGCUAGCAGGGACUGAAAUAUCAUAAAUGCAAGCAAAGGAAUAACUUGUAUAUGUGCUGUGUCUUGGGUUGUUAGUGAAUACAAUAUAUGCAUUCAUUACACAUGGCCUUGUUUGUGUGUUCCUUUCAGUACCCCCCCCCGCCCCCGAGUGAAUAUUAUAAUGUGCUCAAAUCCCCAUUGGCAUUUUUUUAGGACAUUACUAAAAUGAAAAUGGCCACUUUAAAAUUUCAAAUCAGGUUUCAUGGUUUCAAUCAAGCAAAUGGGCUGUAACGAAUGGGAAUGUGUUACAUAAGGAACUUUGGGAUGUCUUGGCUUUUUAGUCAGCAUCACCCAGAGACUUCAGUGACCAAUGCUACCAUGUAAACCAAAUGACAUCUGAUGCUCGCAAACGGCCUGAGAAGGAACAUGCCCCAGGCUCUCUUGCAAAAUAGGCAUGGAAUUGAAAUUUCAUCUCACAAAAUGCAAAGAGUAAGGCUAUAUAAGGAGUUAGUGUGUUCUCUGUAGUAAGGAUAAUUCAUAAUAUGCUAACUCCUUAUUUCUAAAAUCACAAAUACUUCAACUUGCUGAUAUAGUUCAUCUUCAAACAGCUAAAAUAAUGCAUAAGGCUAA
This is a messenger RNA of Doryrhamphus excisus (bluestripe pipefish), 11790 nucleotides long. It is a transcript of the gene slitrk5b, whose product is annotated as SLIT and NTRK-like family, member 5b. The record is from RefSeq and is a predicted model, not a curated record. Gene Ontology annotation, molecular function: protein binding. Gene Ontology annotation, biological process: positive regulation of synapse assembly; axonogenesis. NCBI's taxonomy places the organism in Eukaryota, Metazoa, Chordata, Actinopteri, Syngnathiformes, Syngnathidae.